Molecule: messenger RNA, 4685 nt
Organism: Carassius auratus (goldfish)
Lineage: Eukaryota; Metazoa; Chordata; Actinopteri; Cypriniformes; Cyprinidae
Product: myocyte-specific enhancer factor 2C-like
Exons: 10
Coding region: 890-2317 (475 amino acids)
Biological process (GO): positive regulation of transcription by RNA polymerase II; cell differentiation
Molecular function (GO): RNA polymerase II cis-regulatory region sequence-specific DNA binding; protein dimerization activity; DNA-binding transcription factor activity, RNA polymerase II-specific
Source: RefSeq, a predicted model, not a curated record
GUUUUUAUUGCAUCAGGGUCGGUCUGGGUCUAAUUAAAACCUUGUUUCAGUUUCUUGUUAGGCUAAUUGUAGCUACAUUUAAGAGCUAAAUAAUAUUAAUUACAUCUACUUACUUUAGGGUUAUGGUUGAAGGAUGAGGGUUUGGUUUAGGUUUACAGUAGUUCUAUGUAAUUAUGCAUAAUGUAGCUAUUGCUAUUACAACCUACAUGUAAUUUCUAACAAGGACGCCAUAAAGAGUUACCAUAGGCUAUACCUCUAAAGUAGCCUACAACAAAUAACAUACUGUAGUAAAAUAUUCCAUUUAAAUAAAGUAGACUUUUUGUCUUUGCACAUUUGUGAUUUGACUUUAUCAAGUAGAAGAUAAAAACGCAUUAAUGUUGCGCUUCUUUCAUUAAAACACUGGAGUGAUGUAAGCCCGUCCCCCUUGAAGAGUAAACCCGAUUAUUUGCCCUGCGUAGAGAGAGAGAGAGAGAGAGAGAGAGAGAGAGAGAGAGAGAGAGAGAGAGAGGCGCGGAGCUCAACAUCAUCAGUCGCAAUAACGGUUUAAUCAUUCCUCACCGUGGACGACUGACACCAACCUCAGCAUCUUAAACGCUUUAUUAGAGACAAGAAAAGAAACACGCAUUAAGAAAACGACACUUUUCCUGUGGUGCUGGUGAUUUUUGGUGGAUUUUAAGUGUGAAGCGGUGAAGUCCACCCGGCGGCUCAACACCUUCCGUCACACCGCAGGACAAACUUCACCGGACCAUGAAGUACAGCUACUGGAAUCUUUGAAUUGAGCGGAGGAAGUCGAGAGAAGAAAGCCCGGUUUGAAGAAAAAGCGAGCCAAAACAGAGGGACAAAAGAAUAAAGUUCAUUAGAGCAAGAGAGAAACGAAAAGACGGGGACAAUGGGGAGGAAAAAGAUUCAGAUCACACGGAUUAUGGAUGAACGUAACAGACAGGUGACGUUUACAAAGAGAAAGUUUGGCCUGAUGAAGAAAGCCUAUGAGCUGAGCGUGUUGUGUGACUGUGAGAUUGCCCUCAUCAUCUUCAACAGUACUAACAAGCUGUUCCAGUAUGCCAGCACAGAUAUGGACAAAGUGUUGCUCAAAUACACUGAGUACAACGAGCCACAUGAGAGCAGGACCAACUCUGACAUUGUUGAGACCCUGAGAAAGAAGGGUCUAAAUGGCUGUGACAGCCCAGACCCCGACGCAGACGACUCGGUGGGCCACAGCCCAGAGUCAGAGGACAAGUACCGUAAAAUCAACGACGACAUUGAUCUGCACAUGAUCAGCAGACAGAGGAUAUGUGCUGUGCCCUCUUCCACCUACGAGAUGCCCAUCCCCGUGAAUAACCAGAUAUACCCAGGCAAUCAUAACCUGCUUCCACUGGCCCACCACGGCCUGCAGAGAAACAGCAUGUCACCUGGGGUCACACACAGACCACCUAGUGCAGGUGGUCUGAUGGGCACUGAUCUCUCCACUGGCGCGGGCACCAGUGCUGGUAAGGACGGCAUCCCCACAUACUACAGAAAUGGCUAUGGAAACCAUCGUAACUCUCCAGGACUUCUGGUGUCCUCCGGAGGCAUGAACAAGAGCAUGCAGGCCAAGUCCCCUCCACCAGUGAACCUGGGGAUGAACAGCCGUAAACCUGACCUACGAGUUCUCAUCCCACCCGGGGCCAAGAACAACAUGCCCUCUAUUAAUCAGAGAAUAAACAACUCUCAGUCCGCGCAGUCACUGGCGACCCCCGUGGUUUCUGUAGCGACACCUACUCUACCGGGACAGGGAAUGGGCGGCUACCCAUCAGCCAUUUCCACCUCAUAUGGUACUGAAUAUUCCCUGAGCAGUGCGGAUCUCUCCUCGAUAUCUGGCUUUAACAGUGCCAACACUCUGCAUCUGGGCUCAAUGAGCGGAUGGCAGCAGCAUCAGAUCCAGAACAUGCAGCACUCUGCUCUCAGUCAGCUGGGAAAUUGCUCUAGCUCUCACUUAUGUCAGGGUUCAAAUCUCUCCCUGCCCUCUACUCAAAGCCUGCACAUCAAGUCCGAACCUGUUUCUCCUCCUAGAGAUCGAUCCAGCAGCACCACGCCCGCCGGCUACGGCCCGCCACUGUCCCACCAGCAGCACCAGGGCCUGCCCCCACAGGGGCGACAGGACUCGGGCCGCUCCCCGGCCGACAGCCUCAGCAGCUGCGGCAGCUCGCAUGAAGGCAGCGACCGCGACGACCACCGUCCCGACUUCCAUACGCCAUUAGGAUUGGGCCGGCCCGGCCUGGAUGAGCAAGACAGCCCAUCCAUCAAGCGUGUCCGCCUCUCGGAGGGGUGGGCCACAUGAUAAGCCAUGCCCCCCUUGGACUGCCCCAUCCUCGAUCUUGACCUCCCCAUGCGAAGCAGCUCACAUGCUAAUCAUUGCUCUCCCUUAUCCUCUGAUUUGCUGUAGAGAGGGGAGGAAGUGCUCUCGAAAUUACCUGUAUUUUUAUUAUUAUUAUUAUUAUUAUUUCAACAGAUUAUGUCUAAUAUACAUAUUGUUGUGAUUGAUGGGUUUUCAGGGAGGGAAGCGACAAGGAGGACUGAUACACCAGGGUUGGGGAGGGUUUAGUGGGUGGGGUUACUAUGCAUAAUAUGUGCAGUUUGUGGAAUACAAUGUAAAGAAUUACCAUAUAUGCAUAUAUAUUUACACGUUGUGUAGGUGUACAUGUAUGCAGAGUAACAAACCAACAAAAUGUGUCAGGUACUCUCUGAUAUUUUUUUUUUUUUUUUUUUGCAAAGUACAUGCCUCAGUGAUGUUCAGCCACAAGAGGAGCACAGCAGAGAGCGUAUCGCGGAGGUGACAGCUUAGCACUUGAGUCGUUGUCCCUGUACAAUAUGUACAGAUUCCUUUUUUUAGAUUUUCCUCUCUUCAGGAGGCCCUCUUCGCUAAAUGUAUGUUAUGGGUGACAAUGUCAUGUUGCAGGUUCAACGUAUUGUACAUAGAGAAAAGGCUGGGACACGGGGGAACGGUCAAGGUUGCUGAUUACACACAAACAUAACUGUUAUGCAAGAAUUUCGAAGGAUUGUACAGAUAUAUGUGCAGGUUCUUUGGUUAAGUUAUGGGGGAGUGGGUAUUUCAGAAAAAAACUAUAAACAAAAAACUCUCCUGCUGAUGAAAGAAGAUAGUAGGACGGGGAUGAAGGACUUUAAAUUAAGAGCCAUGUUACUUCAGUCUGAUGACAUUUUAACCUAGGAUUUGCAGUUGUUGUUCAGUAUUAAAAUAAGAAAAAGAGAAAAAAAAAGUAUGAUACACUUGCUUAUAUUUUCAUAUCAAAAAGGAAUACAAUGCAAAGCAUUUUUGUGGCUUUUUGUAGUUUAUAAGAGCCAGAAUGUGUUUUGAUAGCUUUGCUUAUAUGAGAAAUGAAAAAGGAUGAGAAACCUUGGGCUUUUCAAACCGUAAGCCACGAGAACUAAGACAGUGAACCCUUGCUUUGCUCAGUGUUUUUCUCUCUCUCUCUCUUUCUUUGUAGAAGUUUUGUUUUUAAAUGUGUAUUUCUAAGUAUAUUGAAUAUUAAUAUUAAGAAACUUUUUUAAAAAAAAAAUCUGUGAAAUUAACAUGCUUGUGUAUAGCUUUCUAAUAUAUGAAUAUAUAUGAUAAAAAAAAAUAUGGUCAUAAUGUUUUCCCCAUUGCGGGGAUGUGCAGUUGCAUACGUUUAAUCGUCUUUUCUUUCCCCUUCUUUUUUUUCCCUUCACCGGACUGAGUCUUUCAGGGGCAAAUGCAUUCAGAAUGAUGCUUUUAAAUUUAAGUUGCACUCAUAAACAUGCCCCCCUUUCCCCUUUUUAAUAAGCACAAGGUAUCCACUCUGGUCUGGAAUAUUCACAACAUUUUCCAGUCUCACAUUAAUUGACAUUGCACUGAAGAUUUUCUAAUAUACGACAGCACAGUCAUAGAUACCUCAUGACUGCUUGUGUAAGCUUGUAUCAUCAGUUAGUGGAUUGUGACUAGUUUUGUUCAGUUGAUAUACAUAUCUAUCAUUGUGCAUUCUGUGAUUUUGACAGGACAUGUGUUAGUCUGUUUUUUCUACCAAAGACAAGUGAUGUUAUGUUUGCCGAUCCAUUAUCCUUUCUGGUGUUUCUUCACAAGUUGUUCAUAGUGGCUGGUACCUCUGACUCACCCUCCCAGUGCCUCAGAUUACCUUUCAAACGAGUUGGUCUUGUUGAGAAUUGGGAACAUUCUCCUCUAACUAACAAGUGUACGGUAUUGUGAAAACGCCAUUGUUUGUUAUAUAGAUUUCAACUGUCCAUAUAUGGCUCCGGUUAAUUUUAUUUCCUUUUUUUAAUAGAAUUUUUUUUUUUUUUUUUUUUGGUUGACCUUUUUGUUUUUUCCUCUCUCUAUCUCUCUCUUUCUCUUGUUGUUUCCAUUAAGUAUAUAAUUAACAAAAUAAAAAUGAAAAAAAAAAAUGCUGAAAAAUUCUGUAGUAACAAAUGUAGCUUGUAUAAACCUACAGCUAACCAGAAGAAAGAGGCUUUCAGCGGCACAAGCUGGACUUUGUCGCCACUUGAAGACAAGAUGUCAUUAAAUUAAACCACAUCUCUGUAUCUCAAGGGACUUGAUUCAGCUGUAAUGUAGUAAAAAUUAAUGUAUGGAAUAAAAAUUGUUUCUCCUGCUGGGACUAAAAAAAGGUAUUUGUAUUUUGCAGAGAAUUCAGUAAACUUACUGGCUUUCUUAGUUA